AUGCCGUUUGACACACCUCUGAAAGCAUCCCUCCAAAGCCAGCCCACGGCCUGGGGCUUCUGGCUCACUCUGCCAAGCGCGCCAGUCGCUCGCGUAAUUCUUCGCUCUGGACAGUUUGCACCAUUCAAGGGCUUCAGCUGGGUUCUGAUUGAUGCCGAGCAUGGCUUAAUAUCGGAUAAGGACUACUAUGAGCUGUCCACGGCUAUUGCUUCAGAGGGUGCUACACCCAUCGUUCGUGUUCCUUGGCACGAGGAGUGGAUGAUCAAGCGGGCUCUUGACUCUGGCGCACACGGAAUUUUGACCCCUAUGUGCCAUUCUGCAGAGGAUGCGAAGCGUAUUGUGUCCUACUGCAAGUACCCGCCCGUUGGGUCUCGCGGAUACGGGCCCAUGUUCGCUCCCCAUUCGCUCCCCGGAGUGUCUGGAGGCCAGUACGACGACUCGGCUGACCAAAGUUUGUUGGUCAUGGUGCAAAUUGAGUCCAGGUCAGCAGUUGAGCAAGUGGAGGAGAUUGCCAAGACCCCAGGCUUGGACGUUCUCCUAAUUGGUCCCUUUGAUUUGGCCAAGCAAAUGAACGUGGUCCGAGGCGGCGAAGAGCACGAGGCCGCUAUUCAAAGGACUCUCAAGGCAGCUAAGGCGGCAGGCAAGAAAGCAGCAAUUUUCUGCUCAAAUGGCCAACAAGCUCAGGAGCGCGCCCAGCAAGGGUUCGAUCUGGUAUCUAUUGCUACUGACUUGGCGGCAAUAGAGUCAGGUAUGACUCGCGAGCUAGCUACUGCCAAUGGAACAGAUCUAGAUGGAAAGGCUAGAGAUGGAUACUAA
Molecule: messenger RNA, 816 nt
Organism: Clonostachys rhizophaga
Lineage: Eukaryota; Fungi; Ascomycota; Sordariomycetes; Hypocreales; Bionectriaceae
Source: the annotation of a GenBank genome assembly